Cavia porcellus (domestic guinea pig) is the source of this 1669-nucleotide messenger RNA. RefSeq names its product paired like homeobox 2A (gene Phox2a). Lineage: Eukaryota; Metazoa; Chordata; Mammalia; Rodentia; Caviidae. The transcript has 3 exons. Bases 171 to 1028 code for a protein of 285 amino acids. Gene Ontology annotation, biological process: regulation of transcription by RNA polymerase II. The record is from RefSeq and is a predicted model, not a curated record. Gene Ontology annotation, molecular function: DNA-binding transcription factor activity, RNA polymerase II-specific; RNA polymerase II transcription regulatory region sequence-specific DNA binding.
GGCUGCACUUGCUUUGCACCCGGGCACAGUGCAGCCGCGACGGGGCGGGCAGACUCGGGCGCUCAGAGCCGGCCUCGGGUCCUCGGCGCUUGGCGCCGGAACCUCCAUCCCGACCUCCACCCGGCCGGGACCCCGACCCGGACCUGGUCCGGCCCCCGCCCCCCGAUCCGAUGGACUACUCCUACCUCAAUUCGUACGACUCGUGCGUGGCGGCCAUGGAGGCGUCCGCCUACGGCGACUUCGGCGCCUGCAGCCAGCCUGGCGGCUUCCAGUACAGCCCCUUGCGGCCUACCUUCCCCGCGGCGGGGCCGCCGUGCCCUGCGCUCGGCUCCUCCAACUGCGCGCUUGGCGCCCUGCGCGACCACCAGCCCGCGCCCUACUCGGCAGUGCCCUACAAGUUUUUCCCGGAGCCAUCAGGCCUACACGAGAAGCGCAAGCAGCGGCGCAUCCGCACCACGUUCACGAGCGCACAGCUCAAAGAGCUAGAGCGCGUCUUUGCCGAGACCCAUUACCCGGACAUUUACACGCGGGAGGAGCUGGCACUCAAAAUCGACCUCACUGAGGCUCGGGUACAGGUCUGGUUCCAGAACCGCCGCGCCAAGUUCCGAAAACAAGAGCGCGCGGCCAGCGCCAAGGGCGCAGCGGGCACAACAGGCGCCAAAAAGGGCGAGGCGCGCUGCUCGUCUGAGGACGACGACUCCAAGGAGUCCACGUGCAGCCCCACGCCGGACAGCACCGCAUCGCUGCCGCCGCCGCCGCCCGCACCCAGCCUGGCCAGCCCCCGCCUGAGCCCCAGCCCGUUGCCUGCCGCGCUGGGCUCCGGCCCCGGCCCCGGGCCAGGACCACAGUCGCUCAAGGGCGCGCUGUGGGCAGGCGUGGCAGGCGGUGGGGGCGGAGGACCCGGCUCCGGCACGGCCGAGCUACUUAAGGCCUGGCAGCCGGCGGAGCCCGGGCCCGGGCCGUUCUCCGGAGUUCUGUCCUCCUUUCACCGGAAGCCCGGCCCAGCCCUGAAGACCAAUCUCUUCUAGCUGCAGGCCUCCGGAGGCCCUAAGCCUGCCCCAGAGACACCCCUGGUCCUCCAGGACCCAACACAGACCUCCCCAUCCCGGCCGCCUGCCUCAAAGACCCUAUGUGCCCCCACAUCCCACAGUUUCGACCCCCUAGGUGUGCCCUCCCCAGCUUUGGAAACCAAGUCGGGCCACCCAUCCUCCCACUCACACCCAGCAGAGAGGAGUCCUUUUCACCCGGCCCCGGGAGAGCCGGCAUGCCUGCUAGCUUGGCUUUCUUCGGAACCGGGAUCAAGUAACGCCUGUCCCUAACACACUAUCUAACACACAGGUCGCUAAGGAGCGGCGCGGUGCAGUUCCAGGACUUUGCAGCUGGCUGGGUCACUCCUAACCUCGGUGACCGACUGUGAUCGUCCGCUGCCCACCCCUAGCUCACCUGCACUGCCCCAAUCCCCAUGGCUGGUUUUCGCUGGGAUCAUCAGCAGCCUGAGUGACCCGAAGCCCAGCCUUUCCUCUUGGGUCCUCCCACCCCCUAGCAGAGGGUGGACUUGUUGGCGGCGGGGAGGUGCUGUAGAAACAUGGGGUUUCCUUUUUCCUGAUUUUUUUUUUUGAAAACUUGUAAUUUAUUGAGGUGAUUUUGCUCAACCCAAAUAAAACUUAAU